AGUGUGUGUUGCUAAUAUUCAACUUUAAAUAUGCGGCAUAAUGCCUGUCUCUAAGUGUAUUGCUUGUCAAAAACGCGUGCUAAGAAAAGACUUCGCUAUUUCUUGUGAUAACUGUGGAUUAUGGCAGCACAUCCGUUGUGGAAAUACAAAUAUUACACUUGCCCACUACAAGAGAGCUUUAGAAGAAGGUACUGAUAUUCAAUUUGUAUGUAUACCUUGUGAAGAAAGGGAUGUCUCUGCAGAACGAGACGAGGAGGUCAUGGACACCCAGUUCGAGGAUGUUGAUCAUGUGGACGAAGAAAGGGUCGCUUUACAAGAGGAUGUCUCCGCAGAACGAGACGAGGUCAUGGACACCCAGUUCGAAGAUGAUGAUCAUGUGGACCUUCUCAACGCGUCCGUGAACUACAAUGCAUCAGAACGCGAACCUCAAACGAUGACAGACGACCUUGAUGGAACUAUCAAUGAUGAUUCGCCAAUCUUGGAAACCCCAGGGAUCCAAGAAACGCUGGUUGCCGAGGAACCUCUGUCCACUUCCGUUGUCGAAGAAGAACCAGUUACAUACACGCUUCUACCAACGGGCAGCAAGUUCGGCAAACCAAUUGUUGUUGGGUCCGACGGUUACGCCUACAGCAUGUUGAAGAACGGUGGCCACGUUUGGAGAUGUAGCCAGAGAAGGAAAUUACACAAGUGCCAGGCUAAGGUGACUUCGCUCGGCGACAAGUACCAGAGAAACACCACUCUUCAUGUUUAUCCUGCCGACCCCAGUCUUCUCUACAAGAAAGAACUGUCCGCCAAGAUCAAGGCUCAUGCCAGUCAACAUGUCUAUCAGUCUGCGCGUGAUAUCGCGACAACAUCCCUGAACGACCGAGGUCAACGGCCGAGCCUGCCCAAGGUGGUAAACCUUACCAGAACAGCCAACCGUCAACGUCAACUGCUUCGCCCCCUACACCAUCUGAUCUGAACUUCGAAGUCAACCACGAAUAUCUACAGAGUGAGGAUUUCAUAAUUGGUGACCUUAGAGUUGAUGAGGAA
Molecule: messenger RNA, 1032 nt
Organism: Dreissena polymorpha
Lineage: Eukaryota; Metazoa; Mollusca; Bivalvia; Myida; Dreissenidae
Exons: 2
Coding region: 41-961 (306 amino acids)
Source: RefSeq, a predicted model, not a curated record